GCACUAAUGAAGAAAGGGGAUAAGAACCGUCACGUCGGGAUAACGAACAUGAAUGAACGAAGCUCUAGAUCUCACACCAUUUUUCGACUGAUCCUGGAAUCCCGUGAGCGGAGUGAAGGAGAAGGUAGUGAUGGGGCAGUUACAGUUUCACAUCUAAACCUUGUUGAUCUGGCUGGCUCAGAGAAUGCCUCACAGUCUGGUGCAACAGGAGAGAGGUUAAAGGAAGGAGGAUUUAUCAACAAAUCUCUCUUUAUGUUGGGUCGAGUCAUCUCGCAGCUGAGUGAUGGAGAGCAAUUUGUCAAUUUCAGAGACUCAAAGUUGACAAGGAUUUUACAGCUGUCCUUAGGGGGAAAUGCCAAGACAGCCAUAUUCUGUACUGUUACACCAGCUACUGUUGAACAGACACAUUCUACUCUCAGAUUUGCCUCAAGUGCUAAAUCUAUCAAGAACAAGCCUGUGGUGAAUGAGGUUUUGUCUGAAGCAGCUUUGCUGCAACGAUAUGCAAAGGAGAUUAAAAAUCUGAAGAAAUCACUUGAAAAAGAACGCAAUACUGACAGAGCCCAAGAAGUAGAACAGGUGCGUGAAAAGCUUGAUGAAGAAGCACGCAAAAACCAAGAGUUGCUGAUGAAGGUGAAUGAGUUGAAAGCAAAAAUUGUGGUUUCCAGCCAUCCUCGUAACUGUUCUCCAUAUAACACCAAAAAAAAGAAAAAGAUGAGACGAGAGACAUGGGCAGCUCCAGCAUUGGCUCGGGCCAUGAGGGAAAGUAUGGGACCUGCUUAUAUGCAACCCAUUCCAUUGACUCAUCAGUUCCUGCUUCCCAGCCUUCCACCUUGGUCAGACCUCCCUAAGAUCUCAGAAGGCUCAUCAUCAGAUACUACAGAUUCUACCAUGGAUUGUUCUGUUAUAUCAGAUGGUUUUGGAAGAAAUGAAUCAAGUUUCUCUAUGGACUUGGAAUUGGCUGAGCAGUCAAAACUAGGGAAGUUAGACUUAAGUCCUUAUUCCCCUCCGCCUCUGAAGCAUCGCAAAAUGGUACAAUUUGAGUUAACUCCAGAGCUGUCUCCUGAUGAUGAAUGUCAAGCUGAAGAAAGCUAUCUUACAUCCAAACCAUCAACACCGAGAAGAGAGACAGAAUCCCCAGUUCCGUCUCAUCAUUUGGUAAUACCAGGGACCCCGGGGACCCCAGCUCACAUCCUCAGGGAAAGAAACCGGAAGAUGCAAGAAAAGUUGAAGGAACAGGAGGAUUGGUUGAAGGAGUGCCAAGAAGAAUUUACUGAUUUACAAGAAUACCAGAAGCAUGAGAUUAUACUAAUGGAGGAAAGCUUUGCCUCCAAGAUUGCUGAUGGAUCAGUUGACAACACCACGCUGCAGGAACAAAGAAAAGAGAUAAUGUUUCUGAAACAUUCUCUCCGAGACUCUGAAGCUCUGUUACUGGAUGCCAACCGAGCACUAUCACAAAGGUCACAAGAGAUCCAAUUGUUGCAAAAACAGAGGGAAAAAUUGACUCAAGAAAAUUUGAGAUGUUUUCGUUUUGAAGAUGAACUCACAAAAUUGUGUGAAGAGCACAAACAAAUGAAGAAAAUUAUGGAGGAUAAGGACAGUAGACUCUUGCAGCUGGAGAAUGAACGUCAUGAUUUUGACAUUAUGAUGGAAUUAGCUUUGAAGAAACAGGAACAAAAAGAAAAGGAUUUAAGAAGAAGCUUAGAUGAUGCUUGGAAGGAAAUAGCAGCAUAUGAGGGAAGUAACACAGAGGAAGUGAAGAGACGUAGCCAGCGUGUGUCUCUGUUGGAAGAAGAAAUAUCCAAACUUCGUUCCACCACACAACUAGUUCAAGGGGAAGAACAAGUGGAAGGUGACCUACAAAAGCAGUUGAAGGAAGCUCUUCUUAAACAAGAAGCCACCCAGCAAGAAAUGGAAGAACAGAAUAUGAAAUUUAAGCAGAUGGCAGCGCUGGUGGAGAGAAUGACAGGUAUUGAGUCCCAAGUAUCCAAAAUGGAAGCUGUAGAGACUGAGCUGGCCAGUGUCCAAGAUGAAGUGAAAACACUGAGGGCUGAGAACUCUCAUCUGAGGAGCACUGCUAAUGACCUACAGAAGCAGCUGGAUGAAAAAGCAUUUGAUGGAGAGUCUAAUCAAAUUCAGGUCUUGCAAGAAGAGGUGCAGUCUCUUCGUGAAAAGUUGGAGGAGUCCGUUGAUGGAAGUGUCUUCACUGGGAGAAACUCUCACUAUGUUAGCAAAACCAGAGAAAACACAUUAACUUCCUGGGAGAUUUCCUGCAAACUUUCAGAAACUCUGCAAGCCUUGGAGGAGACUGUAAUCACAUCCUCUACACCAGGCAGAAAUUCCUUUGUCUCUUUGGAUGAAAACUUCUUACAGCCACAAGAUCUGGAAACCAUCAAGCAACAGCUCCUUUGGCUACAGGAGGCACUUGUUGCACAAGAUCAGUGCCAGCUGCAACUACAACAGGAGUUGGAGAAUUUAAAGGCAAAGGCAAUGUCUGAACAAUUAUAUCCACAGAUGGUUUCGCAAGUGGAAGAAGAGUUAAAUCUAUGGAGAGUACAAGAAUCUUUCUGUGGAGAAUAUUUUGUUUACUCCAAGACACUUCAAAAUUCUGUACACAGUCACUCUGACCAGAUACACCAAGUGCAAACUGGCAAUGUAUACAAAGCUGGCUCUUCCACAAGUAUGGAGCAGACAGUGCAAAAUGCUGAUGAAAUUCAGACUGGCAUUAAACCUGAAUGUGAAAUAAAGGAAGAGCAUAGACCCUUGAAAGAUAUACUAUGUCAGGAUACUGCUGUUAAGAGAGACACUUCAUUUACUUCUCAACAGUCUGCUGAACCGAUGUCUCCUGCAAAAGAGCUACACCAGGCAUCCAAGAAUGAGACUCUCCAAAGGGCAAAUGAAUCUCUGUGUGUUACUCCACUGCAAAUAAAUACACCUCUGUCACUAGCAGAUGAGCUACGUUGGGCAGAAAUGAACUCGACACUCUCCAAUGAAACUUUUGAAACAUGUUUACUUAAUCUUGUACCAGAUUCCUCCAAGCAGGAAGUCCAACAGUUGAAAGAACAAUUAGAGAUCCUAAGCCAUGAAAAUCAGGCACUCCAGGAUAAAGUUAGGCAGCUCCAGGCCAGUUUGCAACAGACAAAAGAAAAUAUGGUCAUUGCUGGACAAGAGGAAAACCUAAGAGAUCAGAGCAAAAAUACAAUGGAAAAAUCUCAGAAUUUGGUAAACCAAUUGGAAAAAGAACUUGAAUCAUUGAAAACUGAGAAGUCUGCAUUGGAAUUAAAAAUCAAGACACUUAAAGAAGAGAAUGAUACAUCAAUAUUGGGCGAAGAAAUGCAUUGUCUACGGUGGCAAGUUAAUACCCUGAAGGAGGAAAAGGUUGAUUUAGAGGAGGAAUUAAAGCUGACCCAAGAGGAUCUUGAGCAAAUGACUAAAGAAAAACAACUCCAAUUUACUGCCAAUAAGCUCUCCUCAGAGGCAGAUCUGCCAUCCACAUCAGUAUUGAUCACUUGUUCAAAAUGUUCAGUUAACAUUGAUGAAAAUGACUUGCAGAAUGCCACUAAGGUGGUGGAACAAGAUAAGAAAGUGAAAAUCUCUUUAGAGGAUGAUUUUAGCUUAAAGGAGGAGGUUAGCAAGAUUCAGCAAUAUGAUGAGGCUGAAACAAGAAGAGCUGAACCUUUUUAUGAGAAGGAAGAAAUAAAACAACUGCAAGAGGAAACCCAGGAAUUGAGUGAGCUGAUUUUAUCUCUUAGAGAGGAAAAGGACAAAUAUAUUCUGACUUUACAAGAGAUGAAGGAGAGUCUUCAGAGUAAAACAGAAGAGUGGGAAGAAGCAAGAGAGAUUGCUUUAUCUCUAAAAUCAAAAAUGAAAUUAUUAGAUUAUAUGACUAAAGAAAUGGAAAAUGCUAAAGUGAUAGUUUCUUCCAUCAAAGGAGUAUUGGGUAAGGACCUAGGAGGUGUAGGGAGCCAAGGAGAAACAAUUGAUAUUGCUGACACUGAGGUUAAAGGUAUGAAAGAAGUAGUUUUAGCAUUGAAAAACUUAAAGAAUGUAAUUGAAGACAAGACAGCAGAGUUAGAAAAUGCUAACAGUAUAAUUGCAUCAUACAAAGCAAAAAAAAAUCUGAAGGAAAUGUCUGAAUCAGAUGAGUUGAGAGAAAUGCAAAAGAAAUUGGAAAAUAAAACAGAAGAGCUUGAAAUUCUUAAGGGCCAAAAGGAGAAGUUGCUACUUGAUUUUGAAGACCAACUAGCAAAUGUUGUUGCAGAAAAGGACAAUGAAUUGGAAUUGAUAAUAACAAACUUCACUGAGAAGGAAGAAACUUUUGAAAACAAAGAAAAGGAGCUACAGGAGAUGGUCUCACAGAUAAAAGAAAUAAGAAAGACUUUGGUUAAUAAAGAUUUGGAAGUGCAGAACUUGAAUAAGGAAAAUAUAGAUUUCAAAAACAUAGUAAAGGAUUUGGAAUUAAAUUUGUCCAAAAAAGUUGAUGAGUUGUCUGUUAUGGAAGGAAAGUAUUCAAUUCUGCAAAAGGAGUUUGAACAUCAGGAAAUAGAUUAUGACAACAAAAUACAAGAAAUGAAAAAGUCUGUGUCUGGUAAUAAGGAACAAAUAAUCACUCAGGCACAAAAUGUAAAACAUUUGCAGAGGUCUCUAGAGGAGCAGAAGAAUUUACUAUCAAGUUCAGAAGAAGAAAAGGAACUGUUGAAAAAUAAUUAUGAGAAACAGUUAAGCGAUUCGGCUCAUGUUUCAAGGAUAACAAGCAGUACUACCUGGUAUAAAGAUUCAGAAUGCAGGAUUAUAGACCAGAAGCUGGAUGAAUUAGAGCAACUGAAAGAUGAAUAUGCCAUUAAAGUCAAGGAAUGCCACCAAUUCAGAGACUCGGUUGAUAAUCUUAAGAUAAUGUUAGCUAAGAAAGAAGAAGAAUUGAAAGUCAUGUCUUCAGACCACAAUGAAGAACUGUCAACCUUAUCUGAAAAUAUAAAUGAGAAAAUUGAAGAAAUUAACAAUUUUGAAAAUAUUGUAAAACGCAAGAAUGAUGAGGCAGUUAACUUGAAGUUAGCUAUUGAAGCCAAGGAUCACAAAAUAAAGAAACUUGAAAGCGAUAUGAAAGAAGUGAAGGAGAUACUGGAUGGCAAAGAGAAAGACCUUGAGGAGUCCUUGUCAAAUAGAGAUGGGCAGAUGUCAACUAAACUGCAAGGGCUUCAGGGGGAAAUAGACCACUUGACAAGGCUUCAUGAAGAAGUGUGUGCAGACAGGAGAAAUAUGGUUGAUGUCAUCAAGAAUCAUGAAGAAGAACUAGGAAAAUUAACCAGUGACUGUAAUGCACUGAAAUGUAAGCUGGAGAGCCUGGAGGAAGAUUACCAACAUGUCAGUGAGAACCUUAAAACAAAAGAUGCUGAAAUUUCCCAAAAAGAGGAUUCAAUAUCCAUGCUUGAAUCAGAAUAUCAGAAACUGCAAGAAGAUAUUGAUCAUCUUAGAUCCAAGGAAAAAGAAUUGUUAGAUCAGCAUGACUCAAGUAAUCAGGAGAUAGAAAAAUUACUUGGGGUUGUUGAAAAAUAUGAAAUUGAAAUGUCAGAAAAGGAUGAGCAAUUAAAUAAGAUGACAACUGAAGUCGAAAGUAAGAUGGCCAAGAUCUUUGAGGUAGAGGAAUCUAUUAAGUUGCUACAGGAGGCCAACAAGGAGAUGGUACUUAAGUGUGAUAGUAUGGAAGAUGUUAAGAAGAAGUAUAUAUCCUUAGAAGAAGAACUGUAUAUGCUCAGGAAAGACUCCAAUGAGCUUAAGAGCCUGCCAGAUAGUGUGACUGCUCUUGAGGCUAUUGAAGGUGACAUCCAUGCAAAGAUCAGAGAACAUGAAGAACUUGACAGAAAGGAAUCACAAGAACAGGAACUCAAUAUCAAAUUACUUAAGAGUGAAGAAGAAUGCAAAACUGUUAAAAACGAACUGAGUAAAAUUGAAAUGCAGUUACAGGAGAAAAUUGAAUUUGUAAAUAAGAUAACUGUUGAACAUAACACAGUAAAAUUGGCAUUAGAAAAUGUUGAAGCAGAUUUGAGGAAUGCAAAGUUGUCUCUAGAAUCUACAGAAGCAGAACUACGCGAGAAAAUUUCAUCUUUAGAAUCAGAAAAUAUGAAGCUAGAAGAAGAACUUUCGGCCAGUAAAACUAAUGAAAAAGAAAUUAAUGCACAAGUGGACGCCAGUACUCAGCAGAUAGAGAAAUUAGUAAUGCUAGUUGAAAAAUAUGAGACUGAAAUGUCAGAAAAGGAUGAGGUAAUACAGAGUCAGACAACAAAAUAUGAGAGUGAGGUUUUGGUGAAAGGGGGGCAAGUGCAGGGCUUAAUAACUCAGCUAGAAAGCAAAACAUCUAUGUUGAGUGAACUGGAGGAAACACUAGAGUACCUUCUGAGAACAAAUGAGGAGAUGACCAAGAAAUGUGAAGAUCUGGAAGAGUUAAGGAAGAAGUGCAUGUCAUUGGAGGAAAAAUUAAUGAAUGUCAAGAAUGACUUCAAUGAGCGGGAGUCCAUAACGGAUAAGCUGGCUGCUGCCGAGAAUAAAAUUGUGGCACUACAGGACGACGUGAAUUCAAGGAGUAACAAAUACAGUGAAGAAAUUGCAAGGCUCGUGUCAGAAAGAGAAGAACUCAACACCAAAUUUAUACAGACGGAAAAGGAGCUCAAGAGUUCCAAAGAAACACUUGAAAAGUUUGAACAACGUUGGCAAAAAACCUCUGUUGCCUUAGCCGAAAAGCAAGAGAAGUGCAACCAGUUAAAUGAUGAAAUGGAUGAUCUGGUAGAUUAUUAUAAGAAAGAGAGAGUUCUCAAGGCUGAGGCAUAUGAUGAAUUAUCCCAAAGGUAUGUAAACAUUGAAACAGAACUCUCAACCACAAAAUUAAAGCUUGGGGAUUUAUUCCAAAGUGGUUUGGCAUCUAACAGUCAUUUUGACAUUGAUAAUACACUUCAAAAAGAGAGUGAACUUCAAAGCACCCUUGAAUCUCUGCAGAAAGAGUUACUUGCCAAACAAGAAGAAUUGUCCAGCAAGGAGCAAGAGUGUACUGAAUUAAAUGCUGAGAUGGAUGACAUGAUGAAGUAUUAUAAGCAGCAAGGCCAAAUUUAUGCUGAACAGUGUGACUCAUACAGAGAAAAACUAAAGAAAGCCCAAAAUGAGCUCAUGGAAAAUAAGAAAAAAAAAUUGGAUCUUUCCCAAGGAGCAGAAGCACACAUGGGUGAUUCCAGUAUUAAAACAUGUAGUAACCAGCCCUUGAAAAUUUUUGAAAAUGAUGAUGGAAGUUUAAUAAAAGAAAAAGAUAACUGGAAAGAAGUAGUUGUCUUAAGAACUAAAAAUACAGAACUUGAACAGAGACUUAAUGAGUACAGAGAGAGAAAUGAUGAUCUCAAUCAGAGCCGAGCAACCUUACAAGAAGAACUAAAAAUAAGCAGUGAUACCGUCAAUUCCCUCCUGGAGAGAUUAGGUGACCAAGAGAAAUAUCGAAUGGCUUAUCAGAAGGAAGAGGAGGCUCUAGGAAAGAAAAUAAUGGAAUAUAAAUGUAGAAUUGAGGCAUUCAAACAAUCGGCUGGCAACCAAAAGGCAAGCUUGGAAAAAAUUGAUGAACUGAUCCAAAAUGUCAAGUAUUUGGAGUGUGAACUAGAAACCAGCAAGAAGAAUUUUGAGGACCUAGCAGAAGAAAAUAAUACAUGGAAAAUUGAAUACACCAGACUGUUUGAGGUAAGUGAGGAACUUAAAGCACAAAUUGCACAGGGGAAGAUUUUACUUGAAGAACAGAAAAAGGAACAUAAAGAGAAGCUCAUGGAAAUGACCACUGGAGUUAAUACAACAUUAAAUUGCCCGUCUUCGGAUACUUCUGGGCUGAAUCUCACCGGCAAAGGAAGGAAAUCGAGGAUAGCUACUUUAGAAUUAGAGAAGGGUAAUCUUAAAGACGUGUGCGUAGAGCUUACUGAAAAAGUUGAAAGCCUUGAAUCUACAUUAGAAUCUCUCAGGCAGUCUCAGGGUAUUGUGUCAUCCGUUGAGGAGUUCCAGCAUGAACUUACGUGGAUGAGAGAGAAGAUGAAGGCUGCAGAAAAAGAACGUGACCUCACCAGCACAAAGUAUGACAGUUGGGAGAGAGACUUUGAAGCACUACAAAUGGAGGUGGAAAGUCUCCGAGAUCAAGAGAAUACACAAGAUGCGGCUGCCAAGACUGGCCAACUGAAGGAACUUGAAAGGAAAUAUGGAGAACUACAAGAAGAAAAUGCUCACUUGAGACAACGAGCUACAAAAACCAAGACAAUAAGCACUUCAGUUGGUGGUGAUGAGGCAUUAAAUAUGGAAGAACGACUAGCUGCCACAGAACGUGAAAAUAAUGAGUUGAGGUUCAGAUUACGUGCCCUCAAUGCUCCUGCUGAAAAGGAAGUGCAGAGACUAAAGGAAGAGCUCAUCUUGGCUAAUCAAAAGAUAACUCACAUGAAAAAGGAGCUUCGGCGUAUACAAAAUAUAAAGUGUAUGGAUUCCACAAUCUGUGAGAUGAAGGCCUCACUUAACAAGAAAGGCUGUGAUGGAGCACAGAGUAAUGUUGACUCUAAGUUCAACUAUGCAAGUGGAAGUGGUGUUAUAUUGGAGAUUCAAGUACUGGAACUACAAAAUCAACUUUACCACUUGGAAAAGGAAAAGAAGAUGAUUGAGAAUGAGUGUAAAACUUUAGAGCAGCACUUGGACCAUUACAAAGGUAAAGCUCAAGAAUGGAAAGUAAAUGCUCUGAAAGAAAAUAAAUUAGGGGAGAAGAUAAGGAAGGAACUAAAACUACUGCUCACUGAAAACACCCAAUAUAAAACUAAAGUGGAAGAGAUGCGCAGCCGUAUAGAACGUCAGCAGUUUGAGCUGGGACACCAGAGAGAAAUUGUUGAAAAAUUGGAGAAAGAAAAACAAAAACACACUCAGAAGCUUCAAACUAACUCUUCCAAAACUGUGGUGGGAUCUCGUACACAACACACUCAUCCAUCCCCUAAAAAGGAGACUGAAGUUAUAAGCAAAGGUGCAAGCAAUUAUGAAGAUAUUAAACCAAAGAGUUCCAGUAAUGCUUGUCAUUUAGGUGCUCUUAAUGCUCCACUACCUACUCAGACUUAUAUUGAGAACCUUCCUGGUGUGAAGCCACCUGUAGAAACUCAGAGGAAUCCUCGAGGGAAAGUCCCAACGUGGCAAGGUUUUAAUAAGGAAAAUAAAGAUUAUUCUAGAUAUUUUACCGCAUCUGGAUCCCAUAAGAAAAAGGAAGAGGAAUGUAAAACACAGUAAGAUCUAUUCAUGAAAACCAUCUAGAAAUUUCAAUAUCAUUAGAAUUUGUAAUUAGGCAGGUCAGAAACAAAGGAUAAGUUGAUCAGAAUUAAUAAGUUCCAUGUGAAGGAUUUUGCAUUAUAGUUCUUGUUUAUAUAUGAAGGUCAAAGUUUCAAGGUAGAGAAUGAAGAUGUAGAAAUUAAUUGCUUGUGCACUGAGUUUGCAAGCAUAUGUGUCCAUAGACCAGGAGAGAGAGAGAGAGAGAGAUGCCAAAAUGUACGAAGGUAGUGCUGAGUGAACACUGGAUUGUAUGGUGGUUUUGUUCACUUGAAGACAGAUGAGGUAAGAUGGGGAUAGUGAAACAAUGCAAGAGUCUGAUAGAACCCAUAAAGGAUUUAUUAGGAUUUACAGAUAUAGUAAGGGGUGCUGUCAGAUGAAACCCUGAGUAUUAGACAAACUGUAUGCAUAGAGUUAACAAAAUGACUUACUUUAGAAAGUGACCAAAUGUAAAAUGGUGAUCAGUAGGGAAGUCACUGCUUCACAUUGUUACAUACAGUUUUAGUUGAAGGUGUGAAUGGUUAUUGUUCCAUUUCUUGUUUUAGUUAUCAAUUGUUUAUCAUUAUAAGGCUCUUUGCAUUUUUUCCUCCCAAGUAGCAAGUAGAUGGAAGUGGAAUGAGGUUGAUAGGUGAUAGGUUUCAAUGCUGAGCUAAAUUUUCAUGCUGUGCACUAAAUAAAUAUUGAAGUUUUCAAUUCGUUUUCCCAUUGCAAUACAGUAUUGUUCGUUCAUGUAAUGCACUUGUUCUACCCAAGUAACAAGUUGAUUGUAAUGAAGUAAAGUUUGAUUUCAGUUUCUGUAAGAUAAAUAUUUGUAAUUACUUGUAUAAUUAUUUCUAUGAACUACUGAUUUUUAUUGCUUUUAAUGUACCGAUCUUGAACUGCUAUAUACUUUUGUACAUAAUAUUUCAAAAAUUUUAUUGUACACAGUAUCAUAAAAUAAACAUUUGAUUUGUA
Messenger RNA from Homarus americanus (American lobster), 10257 nucleotides. Its product is annotated as centromere-associated protein E-like. Bases 7 to 9267 code for a protein of 3086 amino acids. The transcript has 20 exons. Gene Ontology annotation, molecular function: plus-end-directed microtubule motor activity; microtubule binding; ATP binding. The record is from RefSeq and is a predicted model, not a curated record. Lineage: Eukaryota; Metazoa; Arthropoda; Malacostraca; Decapoda; Nephropidae. Gene Ontology annotation, biological process: microtubule-based movement; mitotic cell cycle. Gene Ontology annotation, cellular component: microtubule.